CUUCCCUUUUUCUGCCGGAACUUACACUCUACCUUUGGAGUGGUCAAAACCCUAGGAUCGCCUGCUAUUACUGUCAAGAGGAAGGUGCACUCAAAAGCCAGGACUGCAUCUUGAUCUGCCAGUCAGGGCCAGACGGCCAUGGAAACCACACUCCAGACAGUGACUUCAUCGAACUCACCACCAAGAUGUCAAAAGUGAAGAGGCUGGAAGAAAUCCCCACAUGUCACGACAGUGACUGUCUGGAGAAAGUGGCGUUUUUUCAGUGCAUGGAAAAGGUUGAGAAGAUGAGAUGUUUUCUAGAAGAAAGUUCUAGUGAACAGGCUUCAAGUUCUGGAAAUAAUGAGGCUAAGGAGAAGGUGUGGUCAUACCCCAACCCGAAAGAAAUGGCACCUGUCAAAGGCAAGAGGACAUUGGACCUCACAGAUGACGGCCCGGCCCCUCCCGCACCCUUUCGUCACCGGGUCGUAACGGCCAGACAGACAGCGGUCAACAGUGUUUAUACUGUGAGCAGAACCGAAAUUUUAGGAGGGGGGCGCUUCGGCCAGGUUCACACGUGUGAAGAGAAAGCAACAGGUCUGAAGCUGGCUGCCAAGAUCAUCAAGACCAGAAGCAUGAAGGAGAAGGACGAAGUGAAGAAUGAGAUCGCCGUCAUGAACCAGCUGGAUCACGUGAACAUCAUUCAGCUCUAUGAUGCCUUCGAAUCUAAGCACGACAUCGUCCUGGUCAUGGAGUAUGUGGAGGGAGGCGAGCUGUUUGACCGCAUCAUUGAUGACAACUACAACCUGACCGAGUUCGAUACCAUCCUGUUCAUCCAGCAGAUAUGUGAGGGGAUACAGUACAUGCACCGGAUGUACAUUCUCCACUUGGACCUGAAGCCUGAGAAUAUCCUGUGUGUGAAUCGGGAUACUAAGCAAAUAAAAAUUAUUGAUUUUGGAUUGGCCAGAAGAUACAGACCCAGAGAGAAGCUGAAAGUGAACUUUGGGACCCCAGAAUUUCUUGCCCCUGAAGUCGUGAACUAUGAUUUCGUUUCCUUUCCCACUGACAUGUGGAGUGUGGGGGUCAUUGCCUACAUGCUACUUAGUGGUUUGUCCCCCUUCCUGGGUGAUAGCGAUGCUGAGACCCUGAACAACAUCCUGGCCUGCAGGUGGGACUUAGAGGAAGAAGAAUUUCAAAACGUCUCGGAAGAGGCCAAGGAGUUCAUCUCCAAGCUUCUGAUUAAGGAGAAGAGCUGGCGAAUAAGUGCAAGCGGAGCUCUGAAGCACCCUUGGUUGUCAGACCCCAAGCUCCACGCCAGGCUCAGAACACAGGAGAAGAAGAAUCGCUGCUCCGACGCUCAGGACCUUGUGACCCAAUAGUCUACAGAAGGUGCCCAUCUGAAAGGAAAACUGCUGGGGUUGCUGUUGCUUUGAGAUUUUUGGAAAAAUCAGCAGUUCUGAAGCCUUGACCCCUACAAUGACUGGUGACCUUGGGGAUGUGGGGGCCACCGCACUCGAAUUCAGAGCUCCCCGCCCCAGGGUGACGCCCAGUGCUUUGGUCCCAGGGACACAGGCACACCCCACACCCCCUCCCUUGUCUCCCCACACCCCAUGGUAGUGCACACUUGGGAAGAUAUUUCCCUGCUAUCUUUACUUUUUUAUUUUUUAUUUUUAUUUCUUGAUUUUAGGCACGGAACAAGGGGUGCGCUAUCUCUGCUAGUCCUCAGUUUACUGUUUUAAAACCCGGAGGACGCAUUUAGAGGGAGAAAACUGCUUCGAGUCAUUAAAUGAUGCCUUCCAAAGGGAUGAUCAUAUCGCCGGGAAAAACAUCCAAGUCUGUGCAUCCUUGAACACGUAGUUUCUCAGACGUUAUUAUUCCGAUUUGUUCUGAAAUCAGGUGAAUCCAAAUGAUAAAUAAUUUGCUUUCUGGAACAUAAGCUUUCUCUGAAUUCUGAGGCGAGAGACAUCAGACAUUCUACCUUCCACAAUUCUGCAUUUCCCUCCAGCUGCAGCAGUUUCUCCCAAGUCACUGGUUCUGUUCCAAAUGAGUGACAUGCGUUUUCAUGACACGCUGCCCCUUUUCCUCCGAUUGAACCUUCGGCUACGUGCAGCCCUGGUUUUGAGAGGUGGUGCAGGAGGUACCUGUUUAUGAGUGGUUUAUGAGUGGUUUUUAAAAACGUCUGGGACGAUGUUGACAGUGAUGAGAGCUCUCCUCACUCUGCACUUGUCGAUGAGGAAAGACGGGCCUUGCGUGUGCCCCUGCGGAAGGACAGUGCUGUGCUCGCAGCGUUGAGGAGACGCGAGAAAUGGUACUCAAGUCAACGCGAACACUUCUAAGGCCUUAUGAUCUCAACCAUGUGGAGUCUCACAUGACUCAGUGGUUGUGAAGAAAGCAUUCAGAAAUCAAAGGUGAGCCCCAGCUGGUUUGGCUCAGCAGUUAGACCAUCGGC
This is a messenger RNA of Molossus molossus (Pallas's mastiff bat), 2425 nucleotides long. RefSeq names its product myosin light chain kinase family member 4 (gene MYLK4). The record is from RefSeq and is a predicted model, not a curated record. The transcript has 13 exons. Gene Ontology annotation, cellular component: cytoplasm; nucleus. Gene Ontology annotation, biological process: intracellular signal transduction; positive regulation of apoptotic process; protein phosphorylation. Gene Ontology annotation, molecular function: protein serine/threonine kinase activity; ATP binding. NCBI's taxonomy places the organism in Eukaryota, Metazoa, Chordata, Mammalia, Chiroptera, Molossidae. The coding region runs from base 186 to 1355 and encodes 389 amino acids.